AUGUGCAGUAUUGCACCAGAUAGACCCCCAGUGACUAUCGGGGGGAGGCCCCCAGCAGGCCUGCUGGGUCAGUUUUUAGAAAUCAGCCCAACAGUCUUGCCGUACUGUCAAGCCAAAAAUGACCUGCUCAAAAGUUCUCCAACGCGGCAAAAAAGUUCAGUAUUGGUGGUGCAGCGGGGGUUUGAAGCGGGGUCACUCAUCCUCAAACUGUGGCAUCAGUUUUCAGAACUCUGCCCAACAGUCUUGCUGUACUGUCAUGCCAAACAUGAGCUGCCCAAAAGUUUUCCAACGCGGCAAAAAAGUUCAGUAUUGGUGGUGCAGCAGGGGUUUGAAGCGGAGUCACUCAUCCUAAAACUGCAGAGUCAAUUCUUGGAAAUGUGCCAUGUCGGUUUGCGGUACUGUGAAGCCCAAAAUCACCUGCGCAAAAGUUCUCCAACGUGGCGAAAAAGUCCAGUAUUGAUGGUGCAGCGGGGGUUUGAAGCGGAGUCACUCAUCCUCAAACUGUGGCAUCAGUUUUCAGAACUCUGCCCCGGAGGUGUGCGGUUCUAUCAAGCCAAAAAUUACCUACCCAAAAGUUUUCCAACGCGGCAAAAAAGUUCAGUAUUGAUGGUGCAGCGGGGGUUUGAAGCGGAGUCACUCAUCCUCAAACUGUGCCAUCAGUUUUCAGAACUCUGCCCCGGAGGUGUGCGGUACUAUCAAGCCAAAAAUGACCCACCCAAAAGUUUUCCAACGCGGGAAAAAAGUUCAGUAUUGGUGGUGCAGUGGGGGUUUGAAGCAGAGUCACUCAUGCCCAGACUGCUGGGUCAAUUUUUAGAAAUCAGCCCAACAGUCUUGCCAUACUGUCAAGCCAAAAAUGACCUGCCCAAAAGUUCUCCAACGCGGCAAAAAAGUUCAGUAUUGGUGGUGCAGCGGGGGUUUGAAGCGGGGUCACUCAUCCUCAAACUGUGGCAUCAGUUUUCAGAACUCUGCCCAACAGUCUUGCUGUACUGUCAUGCCAAACAUGAGCUGCCCAAAAGUUUUCCAACGCGGCAAAAAAGUUCAGUAUUGGUGGUGCAGCGGGGGUUUGAAGCGGAGUCACUCAUCCUCAAACUGUGGCAUCAGUUUUCAGAACUCUGCCCCGGAGGUGUGCAGUUCUAUCAAGCCAAAAAUUACCUGCCCAAAAGUUUUCCAACGUGGCAAAAAAGUUCAGUAUUGAUUGUGCAGCGGGGGUUUGAAGCGGAGUCACUCAUCUUCAAACUGUGGCAUCAAUUUUCAGAACACUGCCCCGGAGGUGUGCGGUACUGA
Messenger RNA from Tremella mesenterica DSM 1558, 1284 nucleotides. RefSeq lists its product as uncharacterized. The coding region runs from base 1 to 1284 and encodes 427 amino acids. The transcript is spliced from 2 exons. NCBI's taxonomy places the organism in Eukaryota, Fungi, Basidiomycota, Tremellomycetes, Tremellales, Tremellaceae. The record is from RefSeq and is a predicted model, not a curated record.